Messenger RNA from Cucurbita moschata (crookneck pumpkin), 791 nucleotides. Its product is annotated as protein HVA22-like. The record is from RefSeq and is a predicted model, not a curated record. Lineage: Eukaryota; Viridiplantae; Streptophyta; Magnoliopsida; Cucurbitales; Cucurbitaceae. The transcript is spliced from 5 exons. The coding region runs from base 55 to 624 and encodes 189 amino acids.
UCAAUCCAUCCUUAGUUUUCUUUUCAGUUUCCUUAUUAAACCUUCAUAUUCUAAAUGGGUUUUCUGGGCAGAGCCGCCUUCAACUUGUUGCAUGCAGCAAUUGGGUUUGCCACUGUUCUCCUUUAUCCACUGUAUGAGACGAAGAGGGCAAUAGAGAAAGCUUCAUUUCGAGAUCAGCAGCAGCAAUGGCUCACAUAUUGGCUUUUGCUUUCAUUUCUGACCACGAUCGAACUUUAUUUUUCCACCAUCAUAUCAUGGAUUCCGAUUUGGGCUUACAUAAAGAUGGUGGUUUGCUUGUGGCUGAUGCUGCCAAGUUUCAAGGGUGCAGCUUAUGUUUAUGAGCAUAUCGCGACGAAGUUCAUGACGAUCGAACGCGAAGAGAAACCCGAGUCCGAUCUCGAGAAGGAGAAGGAGAAGGAGAAGGAGAAGGAGAAGGAGAAGGAAGACAAAGAAGAGGAGAAGGAAAAGGAAAAGAAAAAGAAAAAGGAGGAGGAGGAGGAAGAAGACGAGGAAGAGGACGAGCAGAAGAAAAUCUUUCGUGCAUGGAAGUUGGUGGAUGAUUACAUUGAAAACAAGGGAGCUGAUUCUCUAGAACAGAUUGUCAAACUUGGUUUAGGCAACUAACACAAACUACCACAAGGAAAUAUGAAGAGGAGAAUGAAUAAUAAGAAGCAUGGCGAGAUGUAUAUGCAAGAUGAUACUCACCCAAAUGUACAAAAUAUUUCUUUUAUAAUGCUUUAUAACCUAUGUUUCCUAAUUACAUGAUCAGAAGAAAUAAAUACCCAAACAUU